ACAUGUUGUGGCUGCUAGGCGCCGUGACUUUGGGAGCAGCGGCGUUUAAAAUUCUACCCAACAAAAAGAAAGAAAUUUCUUGGACGGAAUUCGUAGACAGUUAUCUGGACAAGGAUUUGGUGAAAGAAGUGCAAGUCGUGAACAAGGAAUGGGUCCGGGUGUUAACAAGUAGUCCUGAAAAUGAGGUUGUUUGGUUUGGAAUCGGCAGCCUUCGCAGUUUCGAGUCGAGAGUGAGCAAACUGGAGGAGCAGAGGAACAUUUCCCUUCCCAUCACACACAAGAGCGAAGUGCGCCUGAUGAACACACUCUUAGAGAUUUUCGAAUUAAUCCUCCGAUUCGUUCCUGCAGUCCUUUUAACCUCCGCUUUGGUCUUUUUCUUUUUCGGUUGGCCACGUCUCAGUUCUAACAACGCUUUUCAAAAAGAAUCAGAUUCUUCUGCAGCCCCAAAAGGAGCAAUUAUCGGCGGAGAUGUUGACCUUGCUCUCAACUUCAGUGACAUCGUUGGUUGCGACCAGGCAAAAAUCGAAAUCAUGGAGCUGGUCAACUUUCUGCGCUACCCCGAAAUCUACACCGCCAUGGGGGCGAAAAUUCCGCGAGGAGCGCUGCUCUACGGGCCUCCAGGGACGGGAAAGACGAUUUUGGCCAAGGCCGCAGCGGCCGAGGCCAACGUCACUUUCAUCGCCAUGUCUGGACCAGAGUUCAAAGAGGUCUACAUUGGAAUCGGCCCCAAAAGAGUUCGCCAGUUGUUUUUAUUUGCACGGAAACACUCGCCGAGCAUUAUUUUCAUCGACGAAAUCGACAGCAUUGCGAAAAAGCGGAUGAAAGCGAGCAGUGUCGGUGGUGGCUCUGAUGAGGGAGAAAAUACACUCAACCAACUGCUGAUUGAAAUGGAUGGAUUUAAGGCAAAAGAGCGAGUGAUCAUCCUAGCAGCGACCAACAGGCUCGACUCCCUUGACCCAGCUAUAAUGCGACCUGGAAGGUUCGACCGGCUCGUCAACGUGCCGGCACCCAACCAAAAGGGCAGAACUGACCUUUUCGAAAAGUAUCUCAAACCGAUUCACCUGGACAUCGCAAUCAAACGAUCUGAAAUUGCCGAAGAACUGGCCAAACUCACUCCGGGAUUUACAGGAGCGGAAAUUGCGGGAGUGUGCAACGACGCGGCCGUGUUGGCCACCCGAAACAACCAGUGCUCGGUGGAGAGGGAGAAUCUGUACGAGGCCAUCGACAGGGCGCAGGUCGGCAUGGGACAGGCGCAGCUCGAUGUCAGUCCUGAGGAACUCAAAGUCGUUGCUUACCACGAGGCUGGACACGUCGUCACCGCCUGGUUCUUACAGCACGCCGACCCCCUCGUCAAAGUGACCAUUAAGGCUCGUGGAGACUCUCUGGGACACACGCAGUUUAGGCCGAGGAGCCUGCAGCUGCACACUGAGGAGCAGCUGUUCCACAGGAUGUGCGUCCUGCUCGGCGGCCGCGUGGCCGAGCAGAUGACCUUCGGCGUCAUAUCCACAGGGGCCACCUCCGACCUGCAAGUCGUCACCAAGUUGGCUUACGGAACCGUUGCGCAUCUGGGCAUGAACAAGAAGGUUGGACCUUUGAGUUUUGGCGGCGAACGCAAGCCGCUCUCAGAGGAUAUGUCCAAAAUGAUUGACGCCGAAGUGCACAAGCUCGUUUCCAAAGCCCUGAAGACCACAACCGAUCUCCUCUCAAGCCACAAAAAGGACUUGAAGUUGAUUGCGGAGACCCUUCUGAAAGUGGACACCCUGAGUGCUGGAGAAGUAGGUGAGCUGAUUGGACCUAGACCUUUCCUACAAUGAAUUGAAAAUUUUAAUUCGUCCUGAACAAAAGACAAUACAAAAUAUAAAUA
Molecule: messenger RNA, 1864 nt
Organism: Cloeon dipterum
Lineage: Eukaryota; Metazoa; Arthropoda; Insecta; Ephemeroptera; Baetidae
Product: AFG3-like protein 2
Exons: 11
Coding region: 3-1814 (603 amino acids)
Biological process (GO): mitochondrial protein processing
Cellular component (GO): m-AAA complex; membrane
Molecular function (GO): ATP hydrolysis activity; ATP-dependent peptidase activity; ATP binding
Source: RefSeq, a predicted model, not a curated record